Messenger RNA from Anoplophora glabripennis (Asian longhorned beetle), 3640 nucleotides. RefSeq lists its product as uncharacterized. Lineage: Eukaryota; Metazoa; Arthropoda; Insecta; Coleoptera; Cerambycidae. The record is from RefSeq and is a predicted model, not a curated record.
AGCUGUUGCCAUAGGAAAGUGGACGCUUCGGUUUUAAUACAAAUAAAGUAACGCGGUGUGUGAAAAAGGGGUGGAAAGUGGUAAUAGUUUCAAAAAACGGCUUAAAUACAGUGCACUCCUUAAUACAGUGGCGGUACAGCGUUUAAAUUCGAGUGUUUUGAGGUUUGUAGUGCAGCAUAUUUAAAAAUUGACUCGUUACGAGGUGUGAUUAGUGAUAUAUAUUUCGCAGUUUUAUUUACACUAGAAGAACAAUAAUUACAGAUAUCAGAUAAGACAUGCUGGAAGACGGAAGAGUGGUGAAAUUAUCUAGUUGUCGGUGACAGUGCACCUACUUGAUGUUUAACGCGCAAAAAUUUUCCCCGCAACUGUAAUUAUAAUUUGUAGCGUAAAGUUUCUUUCUAGGUGCGUUUUUCGUCAAAUUGAAAUGUGAAAUGUGACAGUUUCUCGCGUGUGUUACCGUUGGAUGACCCUGCGAAUUGCUGUGAAUGACUUCUUGAAGAUGGAAGAUAUCGCCUUCAGCGACUGGCCAGGACAACCUGUGGAUUUAAAUUCAGGAAAUAAUCCCUGGUUACCAGCCUACGGUUUCCAGACACCGACAGCUUUGCUGGAAAAAGAGGAUUUUAUUGGAAAUCCAGAUGCCGAAUACUUCCUGCAGGGGUCAGCGGGCCACUACAUGUAUCUGGAGACCAUCUUGGAGGAGACUUCCGAUGAUUUGCGGUCGGAGAGCGACCUCGAUUCUAGGGGGUCCCCCGUGGGGUGGUUGGCGACCGAUUCGGAGUCAGGAUCCGUCAUCUGCAUAGACACACCAGAUGACUUAGAGUGCGACUCCGACCGCGAACUAGCCUGCCCAGCCAAAAGACGGAAACAAGACUUGUACUUGAACUUGCCAAACGCCGAAGACGACCUAAACUCCCUCAGCAGGUCCAGCAGCCUCCUGCAGUUCGAGACUCUGGAAAAACAGUGCCAAGAAACUUGCUCCAGCUCCCCGAGCCUCUACUCCCAGUACAGUUUCGACUCGCUAGAGGCCAGCAACAGAAAAAGCAACCUCAGCCCCGACAGCCUCAACAGCCCCAGAAGCGAGAUCGCUGAAGAGGAGAGCGAUUUUUAUAAGUCUCUGAAGAUUGACAUACCUCGAAUGAAAGAGAAAAGUAACGACAGCCUGCUGUACAACACUGCGAGGUACUCUGGGUCUGAUUCGAGCGACAGCGACGUGACCUUAGAAGCGUCUAGGUCCUAUGACAAUUUAAAGACCUGGAGGAGCUUCGAUAGUCUUCCCAUAAGCAAUAAUAGGGGGGUGAAAGAAAAAGCAUCAGUGGAAAAUUUAAGUGAAGACAGCGGUUAUAGUGACCACCUCACGAAGUCCUCUAGUGCGAAUAACCUGAAGGAGAAGAGUGAUGUGAAGCUGAAGAGCAUGAGGAGUUGCCCGGAGAAGAAGAAUUCCUACGUUGGGUUCGCUGCUUAUGACGGAGACGUGUUCCAGAACUUCAGCGGCAACUUCGGCGUCAGCUACCAGGACCUGACCGUCUUCAGGGACGACCACCUGGACGUGGUGAAAACCUCCCCCCUAAUCGACCACUUCGUCAAGAACAAGCGACAGCGGCAAAUCAACGACCAUACCCACAGCGCCGUGACGGACGCCUUAAAUAUAGACACUCGCCAAGAAUGCGACCGACGGUCUAAUUUUAAACCGCAGUCGUCCACCAGUGAACCCAACUUGCUGCGGACGAUCAGUAGGAAGCCAGAACCGACCACCGGCGCAGUUGUCGUGUCGAGCGUGCCGAAAGAUCUGAAUUUCAUCGGAAAGUUUAACCGCAGCGGAUGCUGCAACACCGGCGCGGACUCUGUCGCGGUGAAGGAUUGGAAUUUGGCCGAUCUGCGGUUCGAAAACAAUGAAUUAAACUGUAGUGCUAACCUAGAAAAUUCAUUGGAAGCGGAAGAGAUGAGUAACUACAAGAGAGAGGGAAGCUACACGGAGGCUAUGUCCAAUAGAGUGGACUUGAGCGACGACGAGCACAGUUUAUACAACAAGAAGAAGCCUAAGUUGCCCAAAACGCCCAUAGUGGACUUUGACAAGAAAGUGUUGAAGACCAUCUCCGAACAAAGUCUACAGAGCUUGGUGAGCAGCACGCAGAACUUGAAGAUGUCCAGUGACAAGUUCUCCAAACUGGCUGAUGAAGCCUUCACCUCGACUCCGAUCUCCGCUACGGAAAGGCGCAACGUUGCCAGCACUCCCAACCUAGCCUCGACGUCUAGCCAACCAGACCCAAUUCAAAGCUACUUCGACGAGGAGCGGCGUAAGUCCGUGCAGGACAUCAGACGCAAGGGUAGCAUCAUCAAGUCCAGCACGAGCACCAGCGGCAUAUCGGAUGCCGAAGACAAAACGAUGACGUCCGUCAGGAGCUUCACUGGCUCGAAUUGCUCCAAAGGCGUCCACUUCUCGCCGGUGGUAUCCGAAGUGAACUGGCGCGACGAUAGCGUGUCCACCGUGACGCCUGAUAGAGAGUCCAGUUACAGUUUCGGCAGUUCGUCGCCCGAGAGGCGCCCCUCCCCGCCCAAACAGAUUUACAAGCCGAAGGCGCGUCUGGCGACGCCGGUGAGGCUGACGAGUUCACAGCCUGACCUCUCAGAUAACGACUCAUGUAAGAGGGAAUUCGUGGAUUCGCUGAAGAACCUCAGACAGGACUACAGUAAGAGUCAGCCGGACGUUAGUAGGAUCAAGCGCAGGGGCAGUCAGCUCAUCAAGAAAGACAAAGACGGCUCCAUAGUCAAGGCCUACAUCGACAGCGACGGCAUCCAGUACAAGCACACCCACCUGGACCUCGGGCUGGGCUUCGGCUUCGCCAACAACAGCAGCAGCGGCGGCAGGCCCCACAGCAGCGACGGGUAUGGUGGUGGCGGAUCGGACACGUCGCCGCAGCCGCAGCAACAGCGGCCGCAAAGCGCGUUCCGGCCAGUCAGCGCAAUGGAGGCGCACGAUGCGCGUCGCGAAGCCGGCCAUGCGCACACCUUCAAGGAGAAGGCCAAGUCGGGCAAGCUCGGGGGCUUCUUCUCGAGGCUGGCCAGUUUCCGUUUCAGCCUGAAGAAAGGGGCGGAGGAGAAGGCCAAGCUGAAGAAGAAGACCGGCGCGAAGUCAGACGCCAAGAUGGUCCCCCAGCAGCGCGUCGCCACCAAAGACGACUACAUCUACAUCCCCCUCAAAGGCCCGCCGACUGCCAACACAACCACCCCCCGUAACAACAACGCCGCCGCUGAGCCGGCCAAGCCGCAGUCAUUGAGCUCGAAGCCGCCGCUGCCGAAGCAGCCGCCCCGCGUAGUUCACGCAAGCGUCAAGAAGGACCACACGACGCAGGCCCCCGGCGCCGCGACGCCGGCGGCCGAGACGCGGCACCGUCGCCGUCGCACGAUCGAUUCGGCCGAGACCCAGCUGCCCAUGGAGCCCAUGGGCCUGAUCGAGACCGACUUGGACACGGAAGUGACCGUCAUCACCAGCGGGGCCAAUGCCAAGACGAGGAGUUUGCUGAAUUUGGGGCCCGAGCCCCGCCUGGCGCUCGCCCCCAGCGAGGCGGGUAAGGCGCACGGAGCGCGCCCCCACAAGUCCAUGGAGUUCCUGCUGGACAAGCAGAACUUGAAGGUGGUCGAG